UAUUAAUAUACAUUAGUGACACCCCUCUCUUAUGAGAAGAUAUUUUAUUAACAAAGGAACCAAACACGUUUCAGUCUAAAUUUACAGACCCUCCUCAGUGGUGAAUUGAAUAUUACAAUGAAAUACAAAAAUGUUUGUCAAAAAAAUCGCAAUUAAAAGGAUGUCAAUACAUUUAAAAUAAUCGCAAACGGGAAACGGAGGUUACGCAAUAAAAACUAAUAUUAUAUGUAUAUUAGUAUUAUUGCACUAAAACAACUGUGCUUGAACUUUUACAUGCCCUUUAUUUAAUUAUUGAUCGUUUACUAUGUACGUUUAUUAUAUGCUGAGGGUAUAAAUCCCCUCAAGCGCUAAAAAACACAAUAAUAGAAGCAAUUAACAAUUAAAAAUGAAUAGAAAUCUUCAAGUGCAAAGGACAAUGUGAGUAAAUUAUGAAGUGUUCUAAGAAAGUUCUUAGUAAAGAAAACAAAAAUAACUAGUACGGGAUGAUUAUAAAUAAAUGAGAGAGAGAGAGAGGGAGAAGGGGAGAGGGAGAGAACAUGUAAAAAUGAAAGCUGUAAAAAGUGCUUGAUAACGGCGUAGCAUUACAAGUGCAUCGCGUCUCGCUCGUCAAAUUCGUCGGCAACUGCACUUUUUCACGGUCGCGCGUGCGAUCGGAUUCAUCGGCGUCGCGGAUCGCGCGUGCGAACAGGAGAGUCGGGAGAGAAAAUUAACGCGCUGGUGGGAGAACGCGACAGAGAGCAAAUGGGACGAGUAGUCGACACAGGCAUUCGAAUACUCAACAACGGCGCUCUGGACACACGCCAGUCGUUCGUCGUUGCCGAUUGCCGAUCAGACGCCAACCGAUCGCGAGCGAGCCAGCCGAGCAACAGACGACAGUCUCGCUUUCCGAGCGGGAGAUCGUGAGUCGAGCAGUACGACACGAGAAAUUCGAAGAGAAGACAACACAGACCCGGCAAUGAAGACGCACGUGGCUAUGAGCGCGAUCGCGCUGCUAGUCGCUCUUGUGGGCGCUAACAAAAUCGAUUUGUACAUCCCGUGCGUAAAGACAGAAAAUUGCACGAACAUACCGUCGCUUCCGCCAGAAACGAUUUGUCAAGAAGGAUAUUGCUUGUGUCCGAGUGACAAAGGCUUCGUUAAUUGUUCGAGUAUUAAUCAGACGUUCAUACAUCAGACGAGAACACCAGGCCCUUUGGUCUACCGAACGUGCAAGCAUAAUCAGGAUUGCAAUUUUCAAGGCGGACUUUGUAACACCACCAAUCAUCAGUGCGUAUGCUCAAAAGACUAUGUGCCGUCCAGUGACAAUCGUCACUGCGUCCAAAAGGCUCAGUCGAUCAAUUCCUCCUGCACGGAAGACAAUCAGUGUUUGGCGUUCUUGGCGAACACCACCUGUCGUCUUAAUAAAUGCCACUGCAUAACUGGUUAUCAUUACGUGGACAGUGCGUGCUGGAGAAUGGCAGGGUACGGACAACCUUGUACAAAAAAUCAAGAGUGCUCGCACAUCGAGGGCGCAAUCUGCACGGACAAUAUGACGUGUGAAUGCGGUGCCGAGACUGUGUUGAGCAAGGACGGCAAAAAGUGUCUGGCUGCUGCGCGAAACAUUCGGGAUGAAUGUACGGAAUCGGUGCAGUGUGAGACAUUUGAACACUCGUCGUGCAUCGAGAACAUGUGCCAGUGUUCGGAGGGUUAUCAUUACGAACACAGCAUGACAAGAUGUUUCCUUAAUAGAGAGCUCGACGCCGAGUGCGCAAAUAAUUACGAGUGUUACCAGGUCGAGGAUUACAAGAGUGAUCCGCCGAUCAGAUCUCUGAUAUGCGAAGCUAAUAAAUGCACGUGCGCUGAAAAUUACGUCAGGAAGGAUAACGUGUGCGCGAACGGCAGCUCUCUGAUCUUUGCAUCUUUUCCAGUAAUAACUCUGAUAGUGCUGGUUUGGGUUAACCUAUGAUAAAGUAUUGUUAAGUACAAUUUUUUCAAGGAAAAAAACUGUUAUAUUACUAUAAGUCAAUGCGAUUUUGUUUGUGCGUUUAUGUUUUGUUGUAUGCGUUUGUAAGGAAAACUCGUCCAAGUGUAGAAAUCGACGGAUCGUGGACGAGUGGUAUGUUCAGGGUGAAAUAUUCGCGGCCUCGUUUAUCGCUGUUUGCGAUUAUACGUAGUACCGUGACUAUUCUAACGAAAUUCACGAGUACUCCAGAAAGAGAUUCGUGUAUUUCCCAUGAAUAUUAUAAAUAUUACGUUAUAACGUAUUCGUGCGUUAAAACGUCUCGCGAAUCGUGGGAUGCGUGUAAUUGCGCAAGUUUUUCUGACGGAAUUGUGUACAUAUCUGUAUACAACGUUGUCGUGUGAUAACGUUGCACAAUUGAGGCCGCAAAAUUCAAAGCAUCAGGAGACAUAUCAAUCUUUCGACAUAUAAAACACCGGCCAUGAAAUUCGCUUUUUAAGUUCAACAGGAGCAAAGCUCUAACGCAAAAGAUCAAUCACAGAUCUUUUUGUAAUUUGUAGCAACUGUCUUUAGCAUAGCUACCCAAACAGCACAAAUUACUAAAAGAUGUUUUAAAGACGUUCAAGAGACGUUUAAAAAAAAUAGAACGUCUUUAAAAUAUCUUUUAGUAGAUUGUGUUGUCUGGAUAAAUUUCACAUAAAGAGAGAGAUGAAAAUAAUAAGAUGUCAAGUUAACAAUUUACACAACUUCUCGGUUUAUCCGACAAAGGUGUAGUGCAAUAUUUUGUAUAAUGUUUAACCUAUUAACAAUCCGUCGCUAUUGAUUUUUGCAUCGAAACAAAAGCCUGUUGACCUUUAUGGUCAUAAUUAUAUAUUUUUUUUCAAUACGGUUAAAACACUUCGUUUCUUGAAGCAAUUUGGAGCGCGGACGAUGAUCCAACGAGAGAACUUCUCGGAAUUAAUCAGAAGCAAAUUUUCCCGUUGGACCAUCGGCUGCCUUCUGAACUGCAUAGAGAAAAAGUGUCCAAACCAUCUUGAAAUCAAACGCACAAGAGUGUGAAGAGAAAAUAUCCGGAGGAACGGGAAAUUGAGGAGACGAACAUACGAUGGUGUCAUCUGAAUUUCGACAAAAGAUGAUGACAUUGUCGUUGCGUUAUUCGGAUUUGAAUAAACCAUCUUUGCCAUAGUCGUGCGUUUCGCGCAGUCUAGAAAUAUUCUCGUGACUUUUUCUCGAACAUCGCGAAGGAAAGGAACAUCGCAUUUCCCAUGGUUUUCACUCUUCAUCGUCGAACUAGGAGAAGAACCGGCGCGCAAGAUUGACGUUGCUGUUGGCUCGACACGUUUUUUCACAAAAGCGUUCGCUAAAAAGUGCAGACGCGACGAAAAGGUAGCGCGCAAACGGGACGUCAUUACAGUGUUUCACGCCACUGUAAUUGUGCAGCAAAACGCUUUCGCGGUGAAGGCGAGGGCUCGAAACUAGACGCACUGAAGUGUGUUUAAAGCCUUCUUCUCGCUUGCAUUUAAUUAACGCGGUCAUUAAAAUGCAGCCGCUCGUGUCCACGGUGAAACUACUGCUUCUUCUUAGAGCAACGCAAGCCACAUAAAAUUCGCGAACGCAAAACUAUCAUGCGUCUCUCUUUGUCGUUCGGAGCGCCUGUUUUUCUCUCUGCUCCUCUUUCGAAUCUUUUACAACCAACGAGCGUACCUUUUAGCUAUAAGUAUUUUAUUGUAAAGUUAUGUAUCUAAAAAAAUACACAUUGUACUUUUUA
Molecule: messenger RNA, 3704 nt
Organism: Odontomachus brunneus
Lineage: Eukaryota; Metazoa; Arthropoda; Insecta; Hymenoptera; Formicidae
Product: prion-like-(Q/N-rich) domain-bearing protein 25
Exons: 7
Coding region: 956-1942 (328 amino acids)
Source: RefSeq, a predicted model, not a curated record